AGGAAGAAAGAAAGAAGAGAAAAAGAAGACGGGAGUGAACUCAGUUGUAGCAGAUUCCAUUCUGAACUUUAACUUAAGUGCAGCAAUGAAAUCAGAAGUCACUGUCCAAUUCCUAAUUAUAACUAAACCAAACAAAAUUCCAAGGACGAUAUUCUCAACGCUGCAUUGAAUCGAUUCCAAUUUAUCCAAACUCAUCACAAAUUCUCUCAAUUCCCAACUCUCUCUCACGCCAUGGAUCCAAACCCUCGAACCUUUCCCAUCCUCUCCUAUGUCAUCUCGCGCCUCCCUUCUCUCACUCCCAGACCACCCGCCGCCGACGCCAACUCCCACUCCGACCACUUCGACCUCGAGCAGCCGCGGGCCCCGGAGAUCGUCGGCCAAAUGCCGCACCUCGCCGACCCGGACCUCAUGGCCUCCAUGGGCCGGGCCGUAUCUCAGGUGGUCCAGGCCCGAACGGUCCUGAACCUCAUCGGGGAGCGGCCCACGCACGAGGAAGUCGACAGCGCCAGGGCCAGGCUGGCGGAGAUCGAGGCCCAGCUGUCCCACGAACUGGAGGAGAUCGUGCUCCAGGCCCGGCCCCCGGAGAUGGAGAUUCACGGGUGGCGGGCCCACCAGGCCGAGAAGGAGAGGGAGUGCCGGGAGCGGGCGGAGACGGAGAAGCGAAUCUGGAAAUCGGUGCUGCAGUUGGACGAGAUGCACGAGGCGUACGAGAAGCUUCUGAAGGACGCGGAGAAGCGGUUGGUGAAAAUGUACGAGUCGAAGGAAGAUGGUGAUGGCGAUGUUGUUGGCGACGAAGUGAAUGAAGAGGUUGUGGGAAUUCUUCAAGAGGCCUAUGGCAAGGGAAUGGAACGCGUCAAUCUUUCUGGACGCCAAUUGAAACUCUUGCCUGAGGCAUUUGGUCGAAUUCCUGGCUUGCUCGUCUUUGAUCUUUCUGCCAAUCAACUCUCGGCUAUUCCUGAUUCAAUAGCUGGAUUGCAAAACCUUGAGGAGCUUAAUCUUUCUUCAAAUCUUUUGGAGUCUCUGCCGGAUUCAAUUGGGUUAUUACAAAAGUUGAAAUUGCUCAAUGUCUCUGGAAACAAGCUGUCUGCGCUUCCUGAUACCAUCUGUCACUGCAGGUCAUUGGUUGAGUUGGAUGUAAGCUUUAACAAUCUAUCAUAUUUGCCAACAAACAUCGGAUAUGAAUUACCGAACUUGCAGAAACUCCUGAUUCAGUUGAACAAGAUUCGAUCUCUUCCCUCAUCGAUCUGUGAGUUGAAGUCCUUGCGCUAUUUAGAUGCUCAUUUUAAUGAGCUGCAUGGGCUUCCCAUUGCAAUCGGGAGACUGACUAAUCUUGAGGUUCUCAACCUGAGCAGUAACUUUAGUGACCUCAAAGAACUACCAGAGACAUUUGGUGAUUUGACUAACCUCAGGGAAUUGGAUCUCAGCAAUAAUCAGAUCCAUGCACUUCCUGAUACAUUUGGGCGGCUUGAUAAUUUGACCAAGCUAAACUUGGAGCAGAAUCCUCUUGAAUUGCCACCAAUGGAGAUUGUAAAUCAAGGUGUUGAAGCCGUAAAGAGCUUUAUGGCGAAGAGGUGGCUUGAUAUAUUGUUGGAGGAGGAGAGGAAAAACAGCCAAGAAAUGCAAGAACAAGAACAGGGUGGUUGGUUAACACGAAGCACCUCUUGGUUGAAGAAUGUUUCUGGAAACGUAAUUGGGUAUAUUGGAACUGCCGGUGGAACUCCCAGAGAUGCAUAUCUUGAUCAGCAGCUAUGAGGCGAAGAUCCAACACAUUGUAACUUUCUUACUUGUAUUCUGGAGAAAUAAUGUAACAUACUAUGUGCUGCUAAGCAACACUUCCUUUUUUUCUCUGCCCCACCAAAAAUAGCGUGGGUUGCUUUGCUUACAGGUAUUUUUGUUUUGCUGGAUGACAAAUGCCAGUGGUUAAUUUUCUUUCCCAAACAUUUUUAUAUAAUUGAUAGGAACAAAUGAAAUGGUUUAGAACUUCGUCUUCUUAGAAGGUAAA
Messenger RNA from Vigna radiata var. radiata (mung bean), 2002 nucleotides. RefSeq names its product plant intracellular Ras-group-related LRR protein 9. Gene Ontology annotation, molecular function: protein binding. Gene Ontology annotation, biological process: neurotransmitter receptor transport postsynaptic membrane to endosome; neurotransmitter receptor transport, endosome to postsynaptic membrane. The record is from RefSeq and is a predicted model, not a curated record. The transcript has 3 exons. Gene Ontology annotation, cellular component: adherens junction; postsynaptic density; postsynaptic membrane. The coding region runs from base 232 to 1752 and encodes 506 amino acids. Lineage: Eukaryota; Viridiplantae; Streptophyta; Magnoliopsida; Fabales; Fabaceae.